UUGGUUCCCUGCAGUGGCUUCUCCUUCAUCUCCACCUUCCUCUCCCUCUCCUUUGCUGCAUGGCUUUCCAGAUAAGCAUAUGCCUGUUAUUCGGAGAGAUCUCGUGAGUAUGCAAAUUUCAAUGACUCAACGAAUUUGCAAAUUCACUCCUGGCACAUUCGCACAGAGACCUGAGUGGCAUGCUUUUAUCCCAACUCUCAGACUCCAAACCACUGGCCCAUCCACCCGUCCCUUCCCGCCUGGCAUGCUCAGAGAGGGAUGACGAAGGGAGUGCUGAAGGCUACGGACCAGAUGUUCCAGAACCUCGUGAGCCAGGCAUUCUUGCUUCUCCCCCAUCUUUUCCCCCUGCACUGAGAAAGCAUCUCUCAUCACAGAAGAACAACAAAAGAGAUUCACAGAAGAAGCGAGGAGAGGGAGCAGCUGGGGACACUGGCAUGAUUUCUCCGUCGGCCUUGGCAACAGCAGGAAAACCAUGGUGAAUUCAUUUCCAGCAAGAGCCGAGCUGCGGAGGGCGGGCAGAGCAGGGCAGGCUGGCCUUCUCUGCCCCUGGCCGGGAUCAGCCUGCUGGAGAUCAAAGAUCAAAACUCGCUUUCCUCUGGAAAAAAAAAAACCAAUCUGCCAGAGAGAGAGAGAGAGAGAGAAGGAUCUUCGGGUUGGGCUCUUUUCCACAUCUGUCUCUGGGCCCGUAGCCUGUGGCGUUUUUAAAGGCCCCAAGCAAUCGACGGGGUGGAUGCAGGGGGUUGCCACGCGUGAGGACUGAAGGAAGGAGCAUCUCUGUGGUGGUGUCUGCAUGCAAUUUCUCUCCCCACCCCCACCCCCUCCAGUCCAGGUUGCAACUGAGAAGUCGUCGCUGGCUGGAUAAUCCCAGAGCUGGCCGAUGGCCCGCACACAGGAUGGUGCUCCGCAGCUGACAGGGGCCACUUCGGAGGAGAUCUCCCCUGCCCAGGUCCAGCUCCUGCUGGCCACGUCCCGAGAAGCCCUGCAGGCUGCCUACUGCCCCUACAGCCACUACCCGGUGGGCGCUGCCCUCCUGACCUCAGAGGGAAAGAUCUACUCAGGUUGCAAUGUUGAGAACGCCUGCUAUCCUCUGGGUGUAUGUGCUGAACGGACAGCCAUUCAGAAGGCGGUGUCGGAAGGGCACACGACAUUUCGAGCCAUCGCCAUCAGCUGCAACAGUCAAGAAUCCUAUGCCGUGCCCUGCGGGGCUUGCCGACAAGUGCUCAGAGAGUCAAGGGAAUCUCUGUUCCUGAUCAUCAAAAAGUCUUGGUAUACCAAGACGAAUCCAUUUGGCAAACAAUGGGACAUUUAUUUGACCAAGGCGGAUGGAGCGUAUGUCCGAAAGACUCUGGAGGAGCUUCUGCCCUUCUCUUUCGGACCAGAAGACCUGAAGAUCUGAAGGAAGAAAACCCGUUCCAGAGCUGUUGGCCACCUUGUGCCUUUAGCCCAGAAGAACCUUCCAUCUUGUAUUCACUGUAUUUCAAAACUACCUUCUUGCCAAUUUAAGUUUAUUUCAGACAUGUUGUGUUUCAGACCUUGGACAAGUCUAGGAGUUAGUCUAGGAGUUGUUACAGAAUGUCUUCAGCAAACAGAGAGCUAAAUGCACACUUUCUUUGCCACCUUCCCUUGUAAACCUCCUUUCAAAGAGGUGGUGGCUUUCUUCGGAUGGUUCCUUUCCUAGCUUGCAAAUUUCCAAAGCUUGGAAAAGUUCCUUUUUUAGACGGUAUCUUCCAGAACCCCUCAAACUAGUGAUGCUGCCUGAGGACUUCUGGAGGUUGAGGUCCAAAAGAAGAGAGGGACUUUCCAGCACGGUCUGGGAGACAGAGAGCUGCCAUAUACCAAGUCGAACUAAGGUGACCAUGUAGGUUUGAACAGUCCUCUUUUUGAAAGUGUAACCAUCUUAAUCUGUUUGCAGCAAAAACAAGCAAGAAUCCUGUAGCACCUUAAAAAGGUCAGAUGCUAUUGUGGCCACUCUGACCUGAGACGCAGCAGCUCUAAACCCACGAUGCUGGGCUCCAUCCAAAUGAGCCUGCCUAGAUAACAUGUAUUUUUUUCCACCGCACGUUAUUUUCUGUUAAUUUUGCUUUAAAUUAUCAGCUAUAACAUUCUGUACUUUAAAGACAACUACAUUUUCUUUUGAUGCAUCUGGAAAAGUGAGCUAUUCAUUCAUGAAAUGUUACGUCCAAUAAAACAUGCUAAUUGUUAAA
Pogona vitticeps (central bearded dragon) is the source of this 2204-nucleotide messenger RNA. The record is from RefSeq and is a predicted model, not a curated record. Lineage: Eukaryota; Metazoa; Chordata; Lepidosauria; Squamata; Agamidae.